This is a messenger RNA of Nycticebus coucang (slow loris), 6561 nucleotides long. RefSeq names its product nucleolar protein 8 (gene NOL8). The record is from RefSeq and is a predicted model, not a curated record. Gene Ontology annotation, molecular function: RNA binding. Bases 316 to 3798 code for a protein of 1160 amino acids. The transcript is spliced from 17 exons. Lineage: Eukaryota; Metazoa; Chordata; Mammalia; Primates; Lorisidae.
UCAGCGACCACAAGGCGAUAAGCUGCUUCAAUAAAAACUAGGGAAUUUGGGGUUGAGCUCUUUGACUGUAGUUGAGGGAAAGGUGGCGGAGGAUCACGGUAGGCAGAAGAACGGAAAACCCAAUGAAGAGUCCUUGGGAAUUGAGUGUGGUAACGGAACCUUAGGAGACUGGGUUCGAAAUCGAGUAGGAAGGAAAAGAAGAUACUCCUGUUGGGACAUGUGACUACAAGCUGGGGCUGGUGCGGUGCUGGCUGUAGGAGAAGACGUGGUAGUUGCUUUUCCCACUAAAAUACAUCAAGUAUAUGCCCAACCUUCAUGAAAAUCAAUAGAGAACCAAAGCGCCUUUUUGUGGGUGGCCUUAGUGAGACGGUUUCUGAGACAGACCUGCAAAAUCAGUUCAGCAGAUUUGGAGAAGUUUCUGAUGUGGAGAUCAUCACACGGAAAGAUGACCAAGGAAACCCACAGAAAAUUUUUGCAUACAUCAACAUCGAAGUAGCAGAAGCAGACCUGAAAAAGUGUAUGUCUGUUUUAAAUAAAACAAAAUGGAAAGGUGGAACACUGCAAAUUCAGCUAGCAAAAGAAAGCUUUUUGCACAGAUUGGCCCAAGAAAGGGAAGAAGCAAAAGCAAAAAAAGAAAAAUUAACAACAGGCAACAUCAACUUGUUAGAAAAGAUGGGAGGGGCAAAUUUCCAUAUGAAAGCUGUGCCAGGAACAGAAGUGCCAGGGCACAAGAAUUGGGUUGUGAGUAAAUUUGGAAGAGUCUUACCUGUUCUUCACCUUAAGAAUCAACAUAAACGUAAAAUCAUAAAAUAUGAUCCAUCAAAAUAUUGCCACAACCUUAAGAAGAUAGGGGAGGAUUUCACAAAUACCAUUCCUAUAACCAACCUCACUUGGGAAUUAGGAGGAGGAAAUGACCCUAUGAGUAAAAAACGGCGAGGAGAGUUCUCUGACUUUCAUGGCCUGUCUAAGAAGAUGAUAAAAGUCCAAAAGGACAAAGCUCCUACCAGGUCUUUAGGCACAAAUCUAAGGUCCAAUUCAAUAAUGGAGAGUCCCUACUUAACACAGCAACAAGCUACACAAAAGAGAACUUGUGAUUCCAUUACUCAUCCUAAAUCAUCCCCUGUUUCUGGUUCUGAUACUCAGAAACUUAAAAAGGUACUUUUUCAGACAUCUGGCUUGGAAACUGCCAGGAAGAGAAACAGCAUGUCUGAUGAUGAUAUUGAUUCUGAAGAUGAAUUAAGAGCAAUGAUUGCAAAAGAGGAAAAUUUACAGAGGACUAUGUGGUCUUCUAUAAAUGAAUCUGAAGAUGAUCCCUUUGAAGUUGUAAGGGAUGACUUCAAAUCAGAUGUUCACAAACUUUAUUCUUUAACAGAUUUAAGUGUCAAAAAUAAUGUCUCUUGCCCUGGUAGCGAUAAUAAUAUUAUGGGAAAUGAUAGUGAGUAUGAUUCAGGAGAUACAGAUGAAAUCAUUGCAAUGAAAAAAAACAUUGAUAAAGUCAAAAACAGUACAGAAUUUUCACAAAUGGAAAAAUCUAUACACAAGAAAACUUCUUUCAAAAACAGAGAAAACUCUGAUCUUUCUGGUCAUUGUAUUAAAGUACAAAAAAGAAAAAAUAUAAAUUCAGCCCUCAGUUAUGGGGUGAAGCCUCUUAAUCUUAAAUCUCCACCUGACUCCAGCAGCAGUGAAGUUGUUGAUUCUGCAUCAGAAUUAGCUAAGGCUGAAGAAGAUGAGGAGUAUAAUGCCAUCAUGAAAAACUGUCUCCGUGUGAAUCUCACAUUAGCUGAUUUGGAACAAUUGGCUGGCAGUGACCUGAAGGUUCAAAAUGAAGAUAACAAAAGUAAUAGCCCAAAAUCUAUCACCCACUACAAGUCUGACAGAGCCUCUAAGAACCCUGAUAGCCUCCACAGAGGCCGACAGUGUAUUCAUCCUGAAGAAAUUGUAGCUUCCCUUUUAGAAGGAGAGAAUUCUUACUGUAAACAGAAAACAAAGGAAAACAUCUUAAAGCCAAAAUUUCAGGCUUUCAAGGGAAUAGGCUGUCUCUAUGAAAAGGAGUCAACAAAAAAAUCCUUGAAAGAGAAUGUUAUAAAUGAAGACUGGAAUUCCUUUAAACAUGAGGAUCCCAUGAGCAUUUCCAUUGAAAGUGGUUUCACAUAUGCUAAUGGCUCAUCAAAUCAACUGACUCCAUGCCAACAUGCAGAGAAGGCAAAUGGCCCACACCAUAUUCAGUCUCAAAAAAGACAGUUCACUUUUGAGAACCCAGAUCACAAGGUGGAAUCCUCCAGCAAUUCAGAAAAGGGAGGUAGGACUCCUAUUUCUAGUCUGUUGCCAUUAAAAGGAAAAAAAUCCUUAAGUGCAAAGACUUGCAAGAUAGGCUCUGACAAAGAUAGUUGGUAUAGCACCACAAAGACAAAAGCUUCAGAGGAAGAGAGGUCUCAUUCAAGUAUCCUCACAUCUCUGGAUAAGUCACCAAAGGUCUCUUCCAGGAAGGACACACAGGAAAGCAAAACUGACUUCUCACUUUCUAUUAGUAAUUCUUCAGAUGUGAGUGCUGAAAAUAAGCAUUCCGUAGACAACCAGAAGCGUUUGGCAGCCUUGGAGGCAAGGCAGAAAGCAAAAGAAGUGCAAAAGAAGCUGGUGCAUAAUGCUCUGGCAAAUUUGGAUGGUCAUCCAGAAGACAAGCCAACACACAUCAUCUUUGGUUCCGACAGUGAAAAUGAAACAGAGGAGAUACCCACUCAGGAACAGAGCCAUCCAGGAGAACUGGUGAAAGAGUCUGUGAGUAAAGCAUCCGGGAAGCUGUUUGACAGCAGUGAAAAUGAAGAAUCUGAUUCAGAAGAUGACAGUAACAGGUUCAAAAUUAAACCUCAGUUUGAGGGGAGAGCUGGACAGAAGCUCAUGGAUUUACAGUCACACUUUGGCACUGAUGAAAGAUUUCGCAUGGACUCUCGAUUUCUAGAAAGUGACAGUGAAGAAGAACAGGAAGAUGUAAAUGAAAAGAAAACUGCUGAAGAAGAGGAGCUUGCUGAAGAAAAGAAGAAAGCCCUGAAUGUUAUGCAAAGUGUCUUGCACAUCAACUUAAACAGUUGUACAAGCAAAGGAUCAGUAGCUGCUAAGAAAUUCAAGGACAUUAUACGUUAUGAUCCAACAAGACAUGACCAUGCCACUUAUGAAAGAAAAAGAGAGGAUCAACCAAAAGAAAGUAAAGCAAAACGAAAGAAGAAAAGGGAGGUGGCUGAAAAAGUACCUGAAGUGUCUAAAGAAAUAUAUUAUAACAUUGCUACGGAUUUGAAAGAAAUAUUCCAAGCUACAACAGAUACCAAUGAAAAAGAAGACACUCCAUGGAAUGAGGAUUGUGUUGGAGAGAAAUCUAAGGAAAUCAAGGACUCUGCAACUAUGACAAGUGAAGCUGAGCAGCCUGCUAGCUUCACAUUCUCCUUUUUUGGUUCAGACACUAAAGACAUUAAAGAAGAGAUCUAUAGAGUUGAAACUGUGAAACCUGGGAAGAUUGCCUGGCAAGAAGACCCUCGUUUCCAAGAUAGCAGUUCAGAAGAGGAGGAUAUUACUGAAGAAACAGAUCACAGAAAGCCUAGCCCUGGAGAAGAAUCAUUACCUCGGAAAGAGACCACUAGAUUUUUCUUUUUCUCUGAGAAUGAUGAAAGACUUCAUGGUUCUGAUUUAUUCUGGAGAGGAGUGGGAAGUAAUAUUAGCAAGAGUUCUUGGGAGGCCAGAACAAACAACUUGCGUAUGGAUUGUCGGAAGAAACAUAAAGAUGCAAAAAGGAAAAUGAAACCAAAGUAAUAAAUGUCAGCAUUGGCGUUGAUCCUGAAUGUGAAUGAGGCUUACCUAUGGAAAUUGACCAAGUAAAUAAUUUUAGCUGACAAAGAAGACAUUUUUGAGUGAUAGAAUAUUCAAAAGCUGGGUGAUGGAAUAUCAUUGUGGUAGCCAUCUUUUACUAUGGAAUUCCGCUGUAUUUCUUCCUAAGUAAUUACUUCAAAAAAUUAAACUGAACUUUUUACAAAUGAAGCACAGAGAUGGUUACCCAAAAUAAUUCCUUUUUUGCAGUUUUUGGCCGGGGCUAUGUUUGAACCCCGCCACCUCCGGCAUAUGGGACAGGCACCCUCUCCCUUUGAGCCAUAGGCACUGACCCCCAAAAUAAUUCUUAUAUAAAUCUUUGCUUUCCAUUCUCAAUAACUAAUGAGCAUCUUCUGAGACAUGAAGACUUUCUUAAUAAAUCAGUCAGAGCAUUUAUGUUUUCUAAGUUAGGCUUUGUGUAAAUCAGAGGUUAUUUUAAAUAUUUAUUUCUGACUGUUAAAUACACCUCUCUUCUCUUUGCCAUUGUUUGAAAGGAUUUAAGUCAGUAUUGAAUUCUGUACUUGUGUUCUUAUGAAUAGCUAACUGAAAUAUGCAGGACAUUUGAGACCAACAUCGAAUGAGAGUUCUGUAAGGACUGCUAGGCUAAGCCAAAUAGAGAGUUUUCCUGUACUUGUGGCCUCUAGGAAUUAGGGAGCAACAUAAUGGAGGCAGACCCAGCAAUCUCAAAAUUCUAGUUAGACUGGAUAAUUAUGAAGAAUACCAACUGUCUAAAAGAUACAUAGUUAUGAUUCCAGAGUUAUGAUUCUGGAGUUAUCUGACUCCAGAUAGGAAAAAAAGAUUUAAUAUUUCAUUAAAUAAAGCAAGCUGGCCAGGGCUCAUAACAGAUGUUUCUCCUAUUAAAAUGAGCUCAGUAUGAAAUAGUAUUACACAGACAGUCUAAGGGCUAUCAUUAAAUUAUGAUGUGUCCAUCUAAAAUUACCUUAGUAUCUAUUGAUUUACAUCUUGCUUGAAUAUAAAAGUGUUGGGAUCUCAUCUGGUUAAUCAUCAUGUCCCCAUUGCCUAGAACUGUGCUUACCACAUAGUGAAUGAUCAGUAUGUAUGUUUUUUUUCAAUAAAUAGGGUCCAAGGAACUAUGUAGUUUAAAGGGUCAUUCCAAUUCCUGUGUUUCUAAGUCUUUAGAAAGAUUUCAGAUUUCAGAGAGAAUGGAAACAAUGACUCAGCAGGAGAAAUAAUACAAAUGUUCCACCGUCUCUUCAGACAGAUCAUAUUUACACCUUUUUAACUAUUGCUGCAUAGUAAACCAUCCCUGUAAUGAUCAUUUAUUUUGCUCAAAAGUAUCAAUUUGGUUAGGACUCACUAGGAACUGCUCAUCACUUCUCCAUGUGGUAUCACUGGGGUAGUUUGGCAGGGACUAGAGAAUCUACUUCUAAGGUGGCCUGCUCACUCAGUGUUUGUCCAUCAGCUUCCUUAAAGCAUAGCAACUUGGCUCCAGGGGUAGAAAGUUGACGCUGCCAGUCUCUUAAGGCCUGGGUCCAGAAACAGGCUCAAAAUCACUUCCACUUUAUUCGAAAUGUCAAAAUAGACACAGCAGCCACCCAAACUGUAACAGAGGGUACACAUAUCCUCACUUUUUGGUGGAAAGAGUGUCAGUUUGUGGCCGUAUUUAAAUUUGGCACACCAUCUUCAUCUCCAAGACAUACAAAUAAGUGACAUCAAGUAGCCUUGCCCACCUUAAUUCCUGCUACUUAGAUAAAACCAUGUUCAACAAUUUUAUCUGUUUCUUCUGAUACUUAUCUCCAUAUUGAUAUUUGUACCUAAGAUGCUUAUGCUCUGAUUUCUUGGUUUUUUAGUUUCAGAUACAACCUGUUCACUUCCUACUGUGAAAACUGAUUCACCUCUUUAAUCCAAGUAAUAUAUUUGGACCAAAGUUAACUUUUUGCUGAAAUCAUAUCUUUUCAAAUGGUUUUUUCAGACUUAAAGUUUUGAUACCUUCCAACAGUCCUAUAAAAUGUUUCCUCUUCUAAAUUUUAAAUAAUCAGACCUGUCAUUUUCCUAUUUCACCUUUUUUCCCCAGAAACAUUUGUCCUGGAGCCCUCUGUCCUGCUCUAAUCUGGACUACCUGGCCAAGUGAUAGAAAUAAACUGAACAGCCAGGUAUUGUGGCUUACGCCUAUAGUCCUACCUACUCAAGAGGCUGAGGCAGGAAAAUCACUUCAGCCCAGGAGUUCAAGGCUGCCAUGAGCUAUUGUGACUACUGCACUCUAGCCUGAGUGACAGACCAAGACCCUAUCUCUAAAGGGAAAAAAAAAUUAAAAAGGAAGAAAGAAUAUGAAAAAAGUAGCCAUUUCAUUAGUAGUAAAGUUAUAAAAGGACAUUUAGUACCUAGAGACCAUAAAGAAUGUUGAGUACAUGGUAAACAGACUUACGAACAUGUUAAGUUAAGGAAGCACUUUCUACCUAUUCCAGGCCACAUUAAUUUUUUUCUGUCUUUCUAAAAAAUUAGGCAGUUACAGAACUAUUUUCAAUUUUUCAAGGCUACAAAUUUCCUUCAGAGGCCCACCCUUUGCAUAGUUCCAAAUUUUCUUUUAUUAUUAACCAGAUCUGAAAAGUACCAGGCAGAUACACAGGCUGGGUGCUGCGGCUCACAUCUGUAAUCCCAACACUUUGAGAGGCCAAGAGUUCAAGACCAGCCUGGGCAACAUGGCAAGAUACCAUCUCUAAAAAAAAUUUAAUGAUUAGCUGGAUGUUG